Lepisosteus oculatus (spotted gar) is the source of this 1830-nucleotide messenger RNA. It is a transcript of the gene slc19a1, whose product is annotated as solute carrier family 19 member 1. Gene Ontology annotation, biological process: folate transmembrane transport. Gene Ontology annotation, molecular function: folate:monoatomic anion antiporter activity; folic acid binding. NCBI's taxonomy places the organism in Eukaryota, Metazoa, Chordata, Actinopteri, Semionotiformes, Lepisosteidae. The record is from RefSeq and is a predicted model, not a curated record. Gene Ontology annotation, cellular component: basolateral plasma membrane; apical plasma membrane; plasma membrane.
AGGUUAGUCAGUACAGAAUGUUAGUUUCUUUGAUUGCUGGAUACAGCAUUGUCUUAUCCUGCUCUUUAAGUAAUUGUUAAUGUUGCUGUUGUAUGGGGUUUAAAUUUUGAAAACAACUGUUCAUCAGUCAAAAUGACCUAAAACAUCAGACGAAAGGAAAGAAAGCAUUGGAGAUACUUGGCUGCAGCUGACGCAAUGGCAGAUGUUGAAGAGCAGAAUGGGGACCCUCCUUCAGCGCGGGUUAAGGAGCCUCGUAUCUGGAACUGGUCGGUCGUCUUCCUGUGUUUCUAUGGUUUCAUGUCUAUGUUAAAACCAGGAGAGCCCUUCAUCACCCCCCUUCUCCUGAGUGAAGAGAAGAAUUUCACCAAACAGCAGGUGACCAAUGAGAUCACUCCAGUCCUCUCCUAUGCCUACAUGGUAGUCCUGGUGCCAGUGUUCUUGCUGACAGACUAUCUGCGCUACAAGCCAGUCCUUAUUCUGCAGAGCCUCAGUUACAUCUCCAUCUGGCUCAUCUUGCUGUUCGGCACAACUCUGCUUGAGAUGCAGUUCAUGGAGUUCUUCUACGGCAUCACCAUGGCAGCACGGGUGGCCUAUUCCUCCUAUAUUUUCUCCCUUGUUACACCUGCCUUCUAUCAGAAAGUGGCCAGCUACUCACGGUCUUCUGUACUCAUGGGAGUGUUCACCAGCUCAGUUCUGGGCCAGCUCUGUUUCUCAUUGGGUGGUGUCACGUACUCCUCUCUCAGCAAGAUCUCCCUGGGCUUUGUUACUUUCAGCUUUGGCCUUUCCAUUUGCUUGCCAUGGCCCAAACGUAGCCUGUUUUUUAACAGGGCUAAACAAGAGGAGGCAGCUUCCACUGAGUUGGACAAGAUUAAUCCAGAUAGUCCCUCGCCCACCCAAGCUCAGCCAUUGUCAGCCUGGAGGAACUCUGUAUUUUUCCAGAUGCUGAAGGAACUCUUGAACUUGGUAAAGUUACCCCAGCUGAGGCUCUGGAGCCUCUGGUGGAUCUUCAACUCAGCAGGUUAUUAUCUGAUGGUGUACUAUGUACAUAUUUUGUGGAAUGAAGUCUACCCACCUGAUGAAAACAGACGAGUGUAUAAUGGUGGAGUGGAUGCAGCUUCUACUCUUCUUGGGGCUAUAGCAUCAUUCAUCGCUGGCUUUGUGAAAAUCCGCUGGUCCCUGUGGUCUGAGCUUGUGAUUGGCAUUAUAACUGGCAUUCAGGCUGCCUUGCUGUUGUUAAUGACCACCACAUCAGAAAUCUGGGUGUGCUACGUGGCAUAUGCCCUCUUCAGAAGUUUCUACCAGUUCCUUGUUCCUAUUGCAAUUUUUCAGAUUGCUUCCUCCCUCACAAAAGAACUGUGUGCCUUGGUUUUUGGAGUCAAUACUUUCCUAGCCACCAUUUUGAAAACUAUCAUCACAAUCAUUGUUGCAGACAAGAGAGGACUGGGGCUAGCUGUUCACCCUCAGUUUUUCGUUUACUUUGGCUACUUCACACUGCUGACAGUUUCCUACUUUGGAAGUGCUGCCUAUGUCAUCAUAAAGCACUUUCGCAAGACGAGACAUGCGCUUAAGGGCUUUAAGACCGUCAUUGUGGGGAAUGACGGUGUAGAGAGACGUGAUAUCCAUGACAAUGGGUCGUCCAGGGGUGUCGGGUUUGUGGACUCUGGGAAGGAGGUAGAAUUGGGAUACCUGGGGAUGUUUGGUGAUGAGAUGGUUCGCCUCUUGUGGCAGCUCCUGGUUGCUGAUAAGAAGAGAGAUAGUGGAUACCACUUCCUUCUGGUAGUCAGUGGUAGGAUCCUGUUGGAGAGGACAGUAGGCAGAAGUAUCGGUUAA